Arabis nemorensis is the source of this 657-nucleotide messenger RNA. Lineage: Eukaryota; Viridiplantae; Streptophyta; Magnoliopsida; Brassicales; Brassicaceae. The record is from the annotation of a GenBank genome assembly.
AUGGUCAAGAUGGGUUUGAAACCCGACCCGGUUACUCCUAACCCGACUCAGGAUAAUGCCAAGGAGAUUCGUUACAGAGGCGUUAGGAAGCGUCCAUGGGGCCGUUACGCCGCCGAGAUCCGAGAUCCGGGGAAGAAAACACGUGUCUGGCUCGGAACCUUCGAUACGGCUGAGGAAGCGGCGCGUGCUUACGACGCGGCGGCGCGUGAUUUCCGUGGAGCUAAGGCCAAGACUAAUUUCCCGAAUUACCUCGACAUGAGUGAGAAAGCUCCGGCGAUCGGCGGUUUUACGCGUAGCCCGAGCCAGAGCAGCACAGUAGACUGCGGUUCUCCUCCGACGGUGGUUACGCCGGCGACGACUGGGAUUGUUCCGCCGCAGCUCGAGCUAAGCCUCGGCGGAGGAGGCGGCGCGUGUUAUCAGAUCCCGAUGACACGUCCUGUUUACUUUUUGGACCUUAUGGGUGUUGGAAACGGAGGUCGUGGUCAGACUCCUCCGGUUUCGUCGUCGGUGAUGCAUGUUGCGACGAAGACUGGUUGUGGUGGGGCCCAGAGCGACUCUGAUUCUUCCUCAGUCGUUGAUUUCGAAGGUGGGUUAGAGAAGAGAUCUCAGCCGUUAGAUCUAGAUCUAAACUUGCCUCCUCCAUCGGAACAGGCUUGA